Cladophialophora carrionii CBS 160.54 is the source of this 4377-nucleotide messenger RNA. RefSeq lists its product as uncharacterized. The coding region runs from base 1 to 4377 and encodes 1458 amino acids. The transcript is spliced from 5 exons. The record is from RefSeq and is a predicted model, not a curated record. NCBI's taxonomy places the organism in Eukaryota, Fungi, Ascomycota, Eurotiomycetes, Chaetothyriales, Herpotrichiellaceae.
AUGGUGACCCCAUCUGAGUUUUUCGAGACGUUGCGCGCGCUUAGGCCACAGGAUGAGCUGAAGCCCGGCGUCGUGUUUGUCGCCAUACUCCACUACGACAAGUCGCCUGAUGGCCCAUUUGAUCAGCCAGACGCCCUGUGGAUCAAAUGUCCGCGAGAGAAGGAUGUCUCUUCUUUGGUUAAUGCUUACAGAAGAGAGUGUCCAGAAGCUGGAGAUUUCGUCUUGAGGCACAACUUCCAGGUCCUUGAGGAAGGAACCAAGAUCUUUGCGCUUGGGAACCGUUAUCCGAAUGACUUCGUCGCUCUCGAAGCUGUUUCAGUGAAGGACCUCAAUAAACGCAAACACUUGACGGCCGCACGCGCGCCUUUGAGUGAGAUUGCAGAUGGCGUUAAUCGUUCAUUAGUCAAGGCGCAGACGUCGAGCAAGUUCAACAAUGAAGCCCACACCAAAGAGUCCCAGCCGCGCCCACUUGAGCAGCCUCAGGUACGGAAUGUACGCAGACCGUCUAAGCCUGAACCUGCCUGUCCUCCUCCUAGCCAUCGUGCCUCGCCACAUGCACUUUCGAUGCCGGACACUCUCGCUCCCACUGAACAAAUUGCGUGGGAAGAUUUUCUGUUCGAGCGCCUGGAGAUCUCAAGAAUCCCUUCCAGUUUGGACUCUACCUCAUUGCCAGACACGGACGAGCCUUCCGCCACUGAUGAGGCGAUCAAAGAGGAGUGGCUGGGAUUGGAUCAAGGCCAGAAGUCUUACUUCAUCGAAAGAGCAGGGAAAAUCGCAGCCACUUUGGGCUUCACUUCGCCUGAGGAUCGAUAUGCGGAGCACUGGGGAUUCUGGUCCUUUUAUUGUUCGGAAUUCUACGCCACCGAACUUGCAAUCGGUGGUCACCGUGACGGCGAUUUCGAAACCCGGAACAGACAGAUUGAAGAUUCGCUGGCUCUAUGGACGACGAUGAAACCGAAUGCAAGGAAGAAAUGGGUGGCCGACUCGCGGAGCCACGUUUCUGCCGCAGUAAAGAGAGGUGCUAUUAGCCAGCCUCAGUGCUCAUCCAGUCAAGUUCAACCAAAUCAAGCGAGCACUCCUACCACAGGCAUUAAGUCAGAGCAAAAGUCUUCUCCAAGCCCACGACAUGACGAAAACAAGAUCCCUCAAUUUGACGGCCCAGCCACUGAAAUAGACUUUCACGUCGAGCUUGAAGAUGUGCCCCGCCCCUCUACUGCUGCUUCAACUCGGCUUAGCAUGGCUGAACUUUUUGACGGCCGCACCCCCGAGCAGCUUGAAAAGAGUGUCCGGGAAGGAGUGGUGUUGCUCGGCAACAUGCAGCGGGCCCUGCAAGAACAGCCGAGUCAAGACGCGACCCAAUGGCUUCAAGCCAUCGAGAUUGUCCAGAAGCAGGCCAUGCGGUCGAAGACUGUGAUUGGCGUGGUCGGUGCGACUGGGGCUGGAAAGAGCUCGGUUAUCAAUGCCAUGCUCGAUGAGGAACGUCUGGUGCCCACAAAUUGUAUGCGAGCAUGUACCGCCGUCGUCACUGAGAUCAGCUACAAUUAUGAGGAAGGUGCGCCUUACAGAGCCGAGGUCGAGUUUAUCUCUCGCGACGAUUGGCACAAGAUGCUGAGGAUCCUGUUCCAGGAUCUUCUCGAUAACUCGGGCCAGGUUUCUCGCGAAUGCACUAACGAAGACUCGGAAAGCGGAAUUGCAUAUGCACAGAUCAAGGCAGUCUACCCGAGGAUGACCAGAGACGAUAUGGAAAACAUCACGAUUGACAGACUAAUGGAGCAUGACAACGUUGCAUGCCUGGGCGCUACGCGUGAGAUCCAAUCCGAUGACCCGACGAUGUUCUACAAGAAGUUGCAACGCUAUGUUGACAGCAAAGAAAAGACGCAUGGAAUGAAGGAAAAAGUGAGCAAGAAGGACAGCAAGCCUCGCGAGAUGGAAUUCUGGCCAUUGAUUCGAGUGGUGAGACUGUAUGUCAAAGCUCCCGCCCUGGCUACUGGUGCGGUCAUCGUCGAUCUCCCCGGUGUCCACGACAGCAAUCAGGCUCGCGCAGCCGUAGCACAAGGCUACAUGAAACAAUGUACUGGUCUUUGGAUCGUGGCACCAAUCACACGAGCAGUUGAUGACAAGUCUGCAAAGACCCUCCUGGGUGACACCUUCAAGCGCCAACUGAAAAUGGACGGCGGCUUCGACUCAGUUACGUUUAUUUGUAGCAAGACCGACGACAUUUCGAUUACCGAGGCACAGGACUCAUUAGGGCUCGACGAAGAACUUACACCGAUGUGGGAGAAGUCGGAAGAGUUGCGAAAGAGGAAGGACCAUCUGCAGAGACAGAUCAAGGAUCUCAAAGAGACCAAGCUCGACAUUACCGCUGCCAUGGAAGCGGCCGAGGAAGACCUCGAACUUUGGGAGGCCCUGCAGCAGGACUUCAAUGAUGGCAAAACUGUAUUCAGACCGACACCAAAGUCACAGAAGCGCAAGCGCGAGGAUGAUUGUGGGCCGACGAAAAAGAAAAAGAGACCCAACUACCAGGAACCGGACUCGGAUGAUGACUUCAUCGACGAUGGAGAUAGUUCAAGCAGCGACGCAGGAUCCGAUGACGGAUCUUCCGGCACAGGCGAGGAUGCCGGCGAGGCUCUUCAAGAAGAUGAGAUUGCAAUGAAGAUUGCAGACCUUCGUGGCACUCGCAAGGAAGGCCGCCGCGAGAAGAACCGGAUCGGUCAAGAGCUCCAGAAGCUAGAAGACCAGAUAAAGGACAUCGAGAAGGAGUCAGAGCACAUCGAUGGUACGCUUUCCGCCAAGUGUAUUUCAGGCCGCAAUGAGUACUCGCGGGCGGCGAUCCGACAGGACUACGCCGCAGGAAUCCGCGAACUUGACCAGGAGAUUGCAGAGGAGGAGGACGCUGCCAAUUUUGACCCGGAGAUUGACCGUCGUAAUUACGACGAGGUCGCGCGCAACUUGCCAGUCUUCUGCGUGUCUUCUCGAGCCUACCAGAAGUUGAGAGGCCGGCUGCAGAAAGACAAGACUCCGCAGGGCUUCACACACAUCGACGGAACCGAGAUGCCGGCACUCCAAGCUCACUGUAUUCAGUUGACAGCGGCGAGUCGCAUGACGGUAUGCCGCAAGUUUCUAACUGGCAUGUUUCAGCUCUUGAAUUCACUCCGUCUUUGGGCGUCGAAUGAAGGUACGGGCAGGAGCCUCACGGAAGGCCAGGUCAAGAGGGAAGCUCAAAUUCUCAAGGAGAGACUUGACAAGCUCGAUUCUGCCCUUGAGAAAGCCGUGACGGCCAUCGUGGAUGGAAUUGAGGAAGAGCUACAAGACAAGGUGUAUGACGCCUAUCCGGCCGCCACUGGAGCCGCUCAAUCCGAAGCGAACAACACUGUUCAGAAGUGGGGGUCCCCUGUCAAUCGCGAAAGUUUGAUGGCGGGAGGCCUCUAUUGGGCAACCUACAAGGCUGUAGUGCGGCGCGACGGAGUGUUCAACAAUGCUCGGGCCUCCAACAAUUUCAACGAGCAGCUGACCGAACCCGUCAUUCGUCAUCUGGCUGGGCCGUGGGAGUCAGUCUUUGCGCGCAGACUGCCUGGCAUCCUCAACUCACUACCAGCGAACGCCGGCCAGAUCUUGACAACUUUUCACGACGAAGUUGAGCGGCGCGCCAUCCGUAACGGAGCUUCGAUCGCCUCCUUUCAGAUGCUCAAGCACCAGAUCGCCGUGUAUAAGGAGACGCUGAAAGAUGCAAUCAACGAAGCACGCAACGUGAUGUCAGAGCGGCAGCGAAACAUCAACCGCGAAUUCGAGCCGCGGGUUCGGGAGCACAUGCUACCCGUCUAUUAUACAUGCACCACAGAGACCGGACCUGGCCAAUUUGCCAGAAUGAAGGGCUACAUGGACCGCCAUGUUGAGCAGGAGAAGUUGACCAUGUUCAAUGACGCCGUGGAACACGUCCGCGAACUUCUUGACCAGAUGCUCAAAGAGGUGAAGUCGAUCCUCCUCGGCAAGGUGGACGCCGUGCUUACGGCCAUUGAGAGAGACUAUACCGACGUGGUAGUUGGACAAGACCAGGGCAAGCGCCACGAGAUGCUCCCCCGCGAUCAGCGCAUGAUGCCGAGGGCCGUGAUUGAAAUCAUCGACAGAGCUGAACUGGUUUUCAAGCGAGCUGUCGGGUUGGUCCCCGAAUCAGCGGAGCCGGACACCCAGGUACAAGCUGAUGCCGAGGUCGGGAGCAAGCAUGAACCAAUUGACGCCGUGAAGGACGAACCUGAGGAGCGAGGGAGCUUGGACCUUGUGCUGUAUGCUCCUGCUGUACCUCAAGGAGAGAAGGGCACUGCUGCUAAAUCGUCGACUGACAAAGAGGUGGAAGCGGCAGCAACGGAAACACCACCUUAA